AUCGUGUAUAAACACGACUCUUGUUUUUAAUGUCGUAGACAGACAGCAGCAAUAAUUCUAAUCCUUUAAACGUUUCUACAUCUCCCCGUUAAUCCCAAAGACAAACAGACAACACCAUAGAGUCCGACUUCCUCAUUAACGGUGCGUUUGAUUGGCUUCCAGUUACGUUUUAACACCUAACCAAUCUGUAUCACAAUUUUGUCGAGGUAACUUUAAACCUCUAACACCGCCAAAAUUCUCGCUGUUUGAUCUUCUUGACCAUUUGACGUUCACCGCUACUAAACGGUUUAAUGCAGGAGAGGUGUGAAUCCCCCGGACAAUAGGGGUCUAAAUUAGGCAUAUUGAAAAAGACCCGUCACCGCCUUUUGUUGUUGGGCGUGAUGGGUUCAGCUACUUGAACAAAUCAACCCAGUGAGCAGGCCCCGCCCAGCCCGGGAAAUGGUUACAGUAUUUCUAUUACCACAAAUAAAACAUGCUUUAAUUUACUUGUUAUUUGCUUGUUGUUAUGAUCUCAAUUCAAAUAUAAACCGAAAAAGAAACGAAAAAAAAGAGUCACAAAAAUGUUGGAUUCCGAAGAGGAGAGCUGCGAUUUUGUGGACAUUGUGAACGAUGAUGAGGAUGAAGAAGAACAAAUGAUGAACGAAGAAAUGAGGAAAAAAGAUAAAAAUCCUCAAAAACGGAAGACAAGUUACACUUUGCGCGGACUCGAUGCAGAAGAAAUCACGGAGUUACGCGCCAAGAUCAAUAGCAGAGAAAGGAAGAGAAUGCACGAUCUGAACCUCGCUAUGGACAGUCUCCGGGAAGUGAUGCCGUACGCCAAGGGACCGUCCGUCCGAAAGCUGUCCAAAAUCGCCACACUGACGCUAGCAAGGAACUACAUUCAAACGUUAACCAAAUCCGUGGAGGAGAUGAAACGUCUGCUGGAUGAAAUAUACCGGUCGUCUGCAUCAAACCAGCGUCACCACGCAACCGCUGUGCCGUCAGCGUAUAUCCCGCACGCAGGUACCUCGCUUUACGGCGCCGCACCUUUCCCCGUGCCUCUACCUGCCGGUUACUCCCCGACAUUUGGACAUUCUAUCAGACACUCUGCUUCCACCGCUUUACAUCCCUGUUCAGUUCAUUGCGGUUGUAGAAUCUCUACGGCCUCCAGUUUGCGGCCCUCGGCGGCCUUGUUUAAUACUGUACCACCAAGACUCACAAACCAGCCUCCGAUUUAGGAAAACUCUGCAUUGAAGAUGGACUCUUUUAUCUGUCUAUAGAAUCAUUGCGUUUUACCGCUGUGGUGCGUAGUUUCGUUUACUUUUUGAUAUGAUAUGAUUUACCGGUAAAUUUGUAAUAGUGCUUUUUAUGAAGUUUUCAUGGAUAUGAUGUGUUUAUAUUCUGUGUAUGUGACCUUCGUAAAGCUAAUAUUAAA
Messenger RNA from Magallana angulata, 1414 nucleotides. RefSeq names its product oligodendrocyte transcription factor 2-like. The record is from RefSeq and is a predicted model, not a curated record. Bases 561 to 1217 code for a protein of 218 amino acids. Gene Ontology annotation, molecular function: protein dimerization activity. Lineage: Eukaryota; Metazoa; Mollusca; Bivalvia; Ostreida; Ostreidae. The transcript has a single exon.